AGAUUUGAGAGAUGUAAUUAAAGAUUUGAAAGGAAGAAAUCUUGAUAAAAAUCAAAAUGGAAUUGUUAAAUAUUUUAAAGGGGUGUAUAAUCAAGAUUUAUCUGAAUACAAAACUAGUAAAGAAAGAGAUUUGAUUAAAAAUAUUAAUUCUUUUAUUGUAAAGAUUGAAUUUGAUCUUUUUAUUAAUGUGAAACAUGAUUAUGAUGAGGUUAUAGAGAAUAAGGGUGAUGAUUUAUUUAGUAAAGAAGAUUAUAGAAAAAUUUAUUAUGAAUAUAAUAAUAAUGUUUUUAAUUCUGUCAAUUUCGGGAAUUAUCUGAUUAUUUCAUUUGAUAAUGUUGGUGAUCAUGUGAAGUAUUACAUGCUUGAUGAUAUAGAAGAUUUUAAAGAUCCCGAAACAGAUGAAUAUCUUGUUAAAGUAAAAGUUGCUGAAGUUAAAUCAUUUCGUAUAAUAGCGAUUGUGUUAGUAAAUAAUGAAUUUUCAAUAAAAUACGAAAAUCCAAAUGAGGAUCUAAUUGAUCUGAUUGAAGUGAAAACAGAAGCAGAUUUCUUAAAAACCAUGUUUCAAGUGUAUAAAAAUUUUAGUCCUGAUAGAGAAAGUGGUUGGAAUACUUUGGGAUAUGAUUAG
Molecule: messenger RNA, 625 nt
Organism: Dentiscutata heterogama
Lineage: Eukaryota; Fungi; Glomeromycota; Glomeromycetes; Diversisporales; Gigasporaceae
Source: the annotation of a GenBank genome assembly